This is a messenger RNA of Linepithema humile (Argentine ant), 4168 nucleotides long. NCBI's taxonomy places the organism in Eukaryota, Metazoa, Arthropoda, Insecta, Hymenoptera, Formicidae. The record is from RefSeq and is a predicted model, not a curated record.
CGAGCGAAAAAGGGAAAAGGCAAGAAAGGAAGAAAGAUAAAGUUUGCGGUUAGGCAUAGUCUAUAUGAUGGUCGCCAUGCCAUUGUAGUAGUUUCAUCAGGGACAAAAAACCCAAGCUUCAGUCAGUAGCGGAUAACUGCGGUUGACGGUUGAUAUUCUUUCGAAAUGCGAGUGAUAGUUUUACGCUAUAGUUUUACAAAUUAGACGAGCACGUUGAAUUAUAUGGCUAUAUGUUUAGUCCAAGCUUUUUUAAAUGACACAAAGCAAUAAAAAUCCUGAAAUAUUGUGAAAUGUUAAUACUGUGUAUACGUUGUUAUACGAGUCGCUAAAAUUGAUAUUAUUAUUUUAAACAAAUAAAGUCGUUAUCUUCCGAAAGCGGAUAAAAUUCAGAUAAGAGCGAGAAACGAGACUUAGAAAUAAUCGCAACAUACAUCUAUCAUUCAACUGUGAUAAUCAAACGAAAAGAAUUAUAAUAUCUUGGAAAAUGACCAGCAGAUAUUGUGAGAUAUCUAUUGUGAUACUGUCCUUUACCAUAGCAAGUAUUUCCGCUUUAUAUCCGACAAGCGAAACAUGCUAUUGGCAAAAAUAUACAUAUGAAAGGGAAUACAAUGAAGUAAAAUGUUCAACGAAAAAUAAUUGUAUUAAAAUCACAAUGAAAGCAAAUGAAUCCAUAAUAAUUAAUUGUAACAACGCAGCGGAAUGGUCAGAUUUCCUUCCGAAAAAUGCAUCUUCAAUAAAAUAUGAAAAGAUACAAUUUAACAAGUGCGAUUUACCCAGCAAUACUAGUUUGAGUGAAAUUGCACGUAUACUAGGAGUUACAGGCGUGGAGAAAUUCGUUUUUUUAUCCACAGAGAAUUUGAAUUUUACCUUCACAAAGCAUCAUCUCGACAAUUUUAAAAAUGUGAAAUAUCUAGUUCUAUUGCAUACCAACAUGGAUUAUAUGGACAAAGAUCUGUUAGCCGAUUUGAAAAACUUGACUGAACUCAAUUUGUCAUACAAUAAGUUACAUCUAGUCACCGAAUGUUUCAAUCAUAACUCUCAAUUAAAGAAGCUCUAUUUAAACAACAACAAUUUGAAAGUGAUAGAACCAGGCACAUUCGAUCAACUGGAAAAUUUAAUAUAUCUUAGUCUAUGUAACAAUCAUUUAACCGAGCUUCAACCAGAAAUUUUUGAUCGAUUGAAAAAUUUGAAAUACCUUAAUCUAUGCAGCAAUUAUUUAACCGAGCUUCAACCGGGAAUUUUUGAUCAACUCGUCACUCUGAAAGCACUCGAUCUUAACUCGAAUCAUUUAGUCAACUUAACGGAUGGCAUAUUCGCAAAACUAGAAAAUCUUGAAGAAGUUGCUUUAUGUAAAAAUAAUUUUACCACGUUGCCAAGAAACUUGUUACAGACCAAUACAAAACUAAACAAAGUCAGAUUGUCCAAAAGUAGACAAAAUUUGAUCUUACCGGAAGGAUUUUUUAGCAAUUUAAAAGAACUUAAAGAGUUGAUGCUAGAGAAGAAUGGACUGAUUACACUACCGGAAGAUCUCUUUCGGAAUUCAUAUUCGCUGAAGACGAUUAAACUGAAUAAUAAUUACCUCCAUUCUUUGCCCGAGAAUAUAUUCCAGGAUUUAACCAAUUUAACAGAAUUGGAAUUAAAUUCUAAUAAUCUACAAAAUUUGUCUGAUAAUAUUUUCCAAAGUACUAAUCAAUUAGAAAUACUAAAUUUGUCAGAUAAUAACAUUACUUCUAUUUCUAGACAACUAUUUAAUGGAUUACAGAGCUUGAAAGAAUUAUAUAUGGAACAAAAUCACCUAAGAACUAUUUCCGAUAACAGUUUCGGUUCAUUAGAGAGUUUGGAGAUUGUUUAUUUGUCUAACAACCAUCUUACAUUACAAUCUAAUAUGCGCGUUCAAGAAAUCGGAUGGUUGUCGCCUUUCUACAAUUGUCAUUCGCUGAAAGAAUUAUAUUUAGCAAACAAUAGCAUUUCACAAAUAUUUGACGAUUGGUGUACGGAAUUUAAACUUGAGAAAAUAGAUCUCAGCUAUAACAACAUAACUUCUAUAGAAGCAAGAAAUUUGACGUUUGCGCCGGACAUUAUAGUGGACUUGACUCAUAAUAAUAUAAAGCAUAUUUUCUUACACGACGUCAAAGAUAUCGCGAUAAACCAGGAACAUAAUCAUAACGUAAUAAUAAUAAAAGUGGACAAUAAUCCAUUAAGUUGCGAUUGCGAUAUCUAUGAUUUUCUACGUUACUUGGAAUACGAAACGCCUAACGUCCAAACUUAUUUCAAGAUAGAAGUAGGACAUUUGACUUGUCAGAGUCCAGAAGAGUUGAAGAACAAAAGCAUCAAUGACUUAUUACCGCAGAAAUAUUCUAAAAAUUUAACCUGUACGAUAAAAAACACAGAUUCAAUUACUGUGUGCCCCGAAGAGUGCAAUUGCAUUUUGAAGCCCUCUGAUAAAACUUUCACAUUUAACUGUUCUCAUAGAAACUUAACGAAGGUUCCGAAUGAUAUAAAGGAGCCUAACAUUUCCACGAUUCAAAGAUUUACAAAAUCAAUCAACACAGAUUUGCAACUCCAGCUGGAUUUCUCGAAUAAUCAGUUAACGCAAAUGCCGGAUUUGAAAACAAUGGAACUCAGAUCAGUAAAGAAACUCAUUUUAUCUCACAACAACCUAUCUCAAAUUACCCUAAAUGGAUUAUCGACAACAAUAGAGGUUUUGGAACUACACAAUAACAAUUUAUUCAAAAUAGAUUCUGAAGUGCUGGACUUUUGGGAUAACUCAAGCUUAACUCACUUGACAUUACAUGAAAAUCCAUGGAAAUGCGAUUGUAAUGCUAAACGUUUUUAUGAUUUUAUACAUUCAAACCUCGGAACAAUCGAAACGUCUAAAGUAAUAUGUCAUGAAAAGAAUGCAUCUAGAUUAGAAUAUAACAAUUUUUGUCCAACAACGUUUGAUAUAACGGCGAUGAUCUGUGUCAGUGUAGCAAUCGCUCUUCUCGGAUUAAUUAUCGGUAUUUUUGGACUGCUUUAUUACAAAUACGAAGAACAGAUUAAAAUAUGGUUAUUCGCGCAUGGGUGGUGUUUAUGGUUUGUAACAGAAGACGAAUUGGAUAAAAACAAAUUGUAUGACGCAUUCGUAAGUUUUUCACAUGAGGAUGACAAUUUUGUAAUGGAGGAAUUGGUACCGAAGCUAGAAAGUGGUCCGACGCCGUUCAAAUUGUGUCAUCAUUAUCGAGAUUGGAUAGCGGGCAUAUGGAUACCGGAUAAUAUUGUUAGAUCCGUGGUAAACUCUAGACGAACAAUAGUGGUGCUGUCGCCAAAUUUUUUGAAGAGCAUCUGGGGAAAAAUGGAAUUUCGGACCGCGCAUUGUCAAGCGUUGAAAGAUGGUCGAGCAAGAGUCAUACUGAUUUUGUAUCAAGAUGUCGGACCCAUCGAUAAUUUGGAUCCAGAGUUAAAAGCGUACAUAAAUAUGAACACGUACAUUAAAUGGGGAGAUCCUUGGUUUUGGGAUAAAUUAAGAUACGCGUUACCGCAUCAGCGCAGACUGCCGAAAACCAGCAAUGUCGAAAAAAAGAUUUUUGAGACUCAUCAAUUCUACAUUCAACCAAUCGAAAAUAAAAAAGAUAUUGAUUCGAUUGCGUUUCCUGAGACACCUGCAAGCACUACACCGCCAGCCGAUUUCAUUAAAAUAUUCAUGUGCGAUAAGAAGUCAGAGGAAAAAUCGAGAAACUUGCAGAAUCUUACAGAAAUUACAUAAAUUAAACGGUGACAUCAUCCGUACACCAGAACAAUUAACUAAGCACAAUUAUAUAAUCGAGAAUAAAGAAUUUAUCUAAUGUACCAAAGAUAAAGGAAUUAUGACAACUCAGUUCGGCGAAACCACCUAACAUCAGAUCAAGAUUACUAUUUUAUCGCUUCUCUAAAAUUAAACUUUUCUAUAAAAUAUCUUUUAAAUAAUGCAAUUUUUUUUCAAGAUAUUUUAGAUCGACAUCAAAAAUGAAUAAUCCUAUAUAUUAACUUUAUUUAAUUGCACGACUUAAUUAGUUAUGCGGAAAUAUAGCAAGAUAUACAUACACAUAUUGUAUAAUAAAUAUAUCUCUCACGAUUUAAAAAUAUUGACAAUGUAAUAUCCACUGAUAAAUGUUGUCCGUCUUCUUUAAUCAAUAGAAAUAUAAGUAUU